UGUUAUUUUAUUUUUCCAUAUUAACUAACUAUUUAUGUUUGCUCAUUCCAUCUGCGUACAGUUGAAUGUAUAAGUUAUAUAAUUUAUAAUACAUUUCUUAUUAGAAUGAAGUAGAGAUUAAAUAUUGGUUAAACAUCAAAAUAACCGAAUUUUAAGCAACUUCAAAGUAAGUUGAACGGAAUUUGCAUUUGUUAAUUUAAAAGCAAAAUUUCAACUUGUAAGAAGACACAAUGUGAAAGUAUCUUUACAUGUCGAGAAUGUAGAACUCGAUCGUUUACGUGUAUCGUUAUGAUGAAAUGCACAUGCAAGAAUCUUGCACAACAUGUAAUCUCGGAUACUGUAAUUUGUAUACUUUGUGGUCAUUCAUUGUCUGUUGCGUCGAUUCGAUGAAAAUCUAUCGAUACGAGAAAUCGAUCUAUUAACACAGACUCCAAACUCGGCAGACAAAGCAUUUCUCACAACUCGAGUAGGUUUUAAUGACUCUUUUAACGAGCUUAAUUUCCACGUUUAUCUUGCUGAGUAUUGAUCUCGUAGGCGCUUGAUUUACAUAAAUCACGAAACGAAGUCAAUUCUUUUUUCUUUAUUUUAAAUGAAUACUUAGCGGAGAAUUAAGAGCGAAUUAAAGAAGCGAUACGUCAUUCAAAUCUACGAUAAAUUCUCCUCCUUUGUCCAAUCUCCCCUUUAUCCCUCCAUCAUCUCUUGGUUAUGCGCGAUUAUGUAUCAAUGUUUAAUUUAUGGGAACGUAUACACAAGAAAAGUAGGUGACUCCUACUGACGCGGGUGUCACCGAUGACGCCAUGUAUGGUUGCGCUCAACGUUGCAGCUCGCGUAUGUCCUUGGAAGUCACUCUUAGAACGCAGCAUCCUAUCUAUUAGACGGUUUUCUUCCUUGCUCCUCGUAGUCGUCGGCGAGCUUUUCAGUCAUUCUGCGGGCUCACGUGCGGCACGUUCCUCGUCGAUGUAUCCGGUUUUCCGCUCGUAUCCGCAGCCGGUACACCCGGUGCAUCCGGAUCGUCGAAGGAUGUUUUACAGAUUCUACGAUCGCUAUCGGAUCUUCAAUGACCGAAGCGUUCGACCGUUUCCGUUCAGGUUUUAUUGGGAAGACUUCGGCGUGCCAGUUUUGACGAUCGAUUACGUGGAUCUUUGCAUCGAAGAAAAUGGUGAUAAACAUCGGACAUUCAGAUACGAAUUAAUGACACGUCAGACUGACAGAGCAAGAUUGGUCGUCAGACGUGGCCAAGAGUUCUAUUUGCAUCUCAGUUUGUCACGAGAUUAUGAUCCUGCCAUCGACGGGAUUUCUAUUGUUUUCACUUUGGAUGGCAUCGAGAAGCCACAAUAUGGACAUGGUACUCUGGUGGCGACUGCUCUACUCAAUCCUGGCGAAAUUUCCGAGGCUGCUUGGCAGGCCACCAUAGACGCUAUAGAACCGAAUUUUUUAAGAAUCAGGAUUGUGCCGUCUGCAAACGCGAUCAUUGGCAAGUGGAACAUGGAGAUUGACACGAAGAACAAAGAAUCCGCAGGUGCUGUUAGUUUUACAAUGCAGAAUUCGUUUUAUUUGAUUUGCAAUCCAUGGUGCAAAGACGAUGUUGUCUACUUGGAAGGCGAGGCUGAAUGCCAGGAAUACGUGAUGGCGGAAGAUGGUUUGAUUUGGCGUGGUAGUCACAAUCGCAUGCGGCCUACUGUAUGGAAAUAUGCACAGUUCGAACGCGAUAUCUUGGACUGCUCCUUGCACCUGAUGAACCAAGUCGGCAAAGUUCGAGUCUCCGGUAGGAAUGACCCGGUCGUUAUAACGCGCUGCCUAUCCGCCGCGGUGAACUCCCCAGACGACAACGGGGCGGUAAUGGGAAAUUGGUCGGAUGAUUACGGAGGCGGUACGCCACCCACGCGAUGGAUGGGCUCGCAAAAAAUACUUCAGCAGUAUUACAAAACGAAAAAACCGGUCAAAUAUGGCCAGUGUUGGGUUUUCUCUGGCGUGUUAGCAACGGUCUGCCGUGCUCUCGGUAUACCCUGCCGAGUGGUGACCAACUAUUCCAGCGCACACGAUACCCAAAGCAGCCUUACCGUCGACUACUUCGUGGAUGCCGAAGGCAAAGUCAUGGAAGAACUCAACAGCGAUUCUAUAUGGAAUUUCCAUGUGUGGAAUGAGGUGUGGAUGAAGCGACUUGACUUGUCGUCUGACUGCUCGGGCUGGCAGGCGAUCGACGCGACACCACAGGAACUGAGUGAAGGUGCAUUUCGUUGCGGACCAGCAUCCGUCACUUCUGUAAAGAAGGGGGAAGUCCUGCGACCUUACGAUAACGCGUUUCUUUUUGCCGAAGUGAACGCCGACAAAGUUUAUUGGCGUUACAAUGGUCCGACGCAGCCGUUGAAAUUGGUUCGCAAGGAUAUGUAUGGAAUUGGCCAACUCAUUAGUACGAAAGCGAUCGGACGAUGGGCGAGGGAGGAUAUCACGCACACUUAUAAAUAUCCAGAGAAAUCUGAUGAAGAACGGGCGGCUAUGCUAAAGGCGCUGCGUCAAAGUGAGUCCUUAUUUAGCCGUUACUACCUCAACGAGGAAUUCAACGACAUUAUGUUCACUUUCGAAUUGCGCGACGACAUUGUAAUUGGGCAACCAUUUAGCGUUGUGUUACUGAUAAAAAAUCGGCAUUCGUUGAUGGAGUACCGUGUGUCAGUGAUUCUGAGAGUGGAAACUGUCCUCUACACCGGUCGCGUGGGUGAUCCAGUGAAAAGAUUAAAUGUCGAGAGGUUGGUGCGUCCAGGUGUGCUCGAAGAAAUCCGCAUGGACGUUUCCUGGGAAGAAUACGGCCCACGAUUGUUGGAUCAGUGCGCCUUCAACAUUGCUUGUCUCGCUACCGUGAAAGAUACGAACUUCGAGUAUUUUGCGCAGGACGACUUUCGUGUCAGAAAACCCGAUAUUAAAAUCAUGUUGCAUAACGAUCCAAUAGUCGGUCAGACUCUUAACGCGACGGCUAAAUUCCGUAAUCCAUUGCCGAUUCCUUUAAAAAAAGGCAGAUUCCUCAUCGAAGGACCUGGACUGAACGAGCAAUUGAAGCUAAAACUGACGGAGCCUGUCGAGGUAGACGCGGAUGCGGAAUGCAUAUUCUCCAUGAUACCAAAGUUAGAGGGACGCGCUAGGAUAGCAGCAAAAUUCUAUUCAAAGGAAUUGGAGGACGUCGAUGGUCAUUCGGACAAUUUUAUAGUAAAACCCAUGAAAAUAAUUGACAAUUCUGAGUAGUCGCAUUACUUUUCACGACAUCUUAGGAGAGAAUGAUCCAGUUGAUUUUAUACUUUCACUAUCGAUAUUUAUACUUGUAUUAAUUGAUAUAACAAUAAGUAGAGUAAAUGCAAGUCUCGAAAUUAAACCUCUGCUGACAAUAUUGAGGUGGAAUUCGACCUCAGGCAGACCACGUUGCUCGAUGUAUCGUAACUUCUCGUUAUCAGUAGAAAGUUAAAAUAACGUAAAUCAGAGUUCGGAAUUAGUUGCCCAUUUCGGCCGAUUUUUGGGAGCUACGCCUUCUAUCUUCCCCUUGCCACGAGCGGGCCGCGAAAAUGACGGUCGCGGCCAGUUGCGGCUUCAAGCUUGAAGACUCGACCGUCACUUUUGUGGCCCGCUCGCGGCAAAGGAAAGAUAGAAGACGUAACUCCUGAGAAUCAGCCGAAAUGGGUAACUAAUUCCGAGCUCUGACGUAAGUAACAUUUAUAAAUGCAAUUUGAAGAAACAAAUCUAGUAUUGUUUGUGCCAAAAAUUUGUUACAUGUCAUCGAAAGGUAUCGAUAUGUGCAAGAAACACGAAAUGCCCGUUUAUUUAUUGUUUGCAUGUAAAACUAUACAAGUAAAAAAAUACGAUCAAUACUAUUUUAUAAUAUUACCUAUUAUAUAUAGUUAUAUACACUACUAUAUAGUUAUACACACAUUGCGGCCAUAUACUAUAUCUAUGUGUUCAUAGAAUGUAUUUGUGAAAUCGUGACAUUUGUACACGUGAAUAAAAUAAUUUAUCAUGUCUAAUCCGAA
Odontomachus brunneus is the source of this 4010-nucleotide messenger RNA. It is a transcript of the gene Tg, whose product is annotated as annulin. Gene Ontology annotation, molecular function: protein-glutamine gamma-glutamyltransferase activity. The coding region runs from base 790 to 3234 and encodes 814 amino acids. The transcript has 10 exons. NCBI's taxonomy places the organism in Eukaryota, Metazoa, Arthropoda, Insecta, Hymenoptera, Formicidae. The record is from RefSeq and is a predicted model, not a curated record. Gene Ontology annotation, biological process: peptide cross-linking.